Spirodela intermedia is the source of this 1599-nucleotide messenger RNA. NCBI's taxonomy places the organism in Eukaryota, Viridiplantae, Streptophyta, Magnoliopsida, Alismatales, Araceae. The record is from the annotation of a GenBank genome assembly.
AUGAGAAGAUUCAUCGGGAAGCUUUACCCUCUUCAACGCCAGUGUUUUACAGAAUGGUCGCUACAUGGAUCAUCUCUGUACUUAUUACCGCGGGCAUUAUUCUGUCAGACGAGUGCCGGACUGGUCGACCUUGAUCCAUCAAUCGUAGCAGACGUCAAUGAUAUAUGCAGGGUAUUGAGUGAUUUUCGCGGUCCCCACCAUGAUAUAGAGUCUGCUCUCCGUGCUUUCUCCGGAAAGAUUUCAGCUGAUGUGGUGGAGCAGGUUCUGAAGAGGUGUAGAAACCUUGGCGUUUCUGCGCACAGGUUUUUCCUCUGGGCGGGUAGACUUCAAGGCUUCAGUCACACAAGAACAAGCUACCAUAUCCUGGUAGAUGUCUUGGGGAGUUGCAAGGAGUUCCCUUUGAUCUGGGACUUGCUCUGGGAGAUGAGAGAUGGGAGCCAGGAAAUCAGACCGGAGAUUUUUCGGAUGAUCUUCAGGUCCUACUGCAGGGCAGGUUUACCCGAAGAUGCUAUGUAUGCAUUCAAGAAAAUGAAAGAAUUUGGUAUCAAGCCAGAUACUGACGACUUCCACCAGCUGCUAACCAAUCUCUGUCAGAACAGUUUCAUGAAGGAAGCACAGGAAGCCUUUGAUAAUUGGAAAUCAGACUUCGAGAUCAACCCAAAAACGUACAGCAUUUUGAUGAAAGGGUGGGGUGAUUUGGGAAAUUCCGAUGAAGCUCGGAAUCUUUUUGAUGAAAUGCUGAAAAAAUCAACUCCAGAUGUUAUAGCUUAUAAUACUUUGAUGGGAUGUCUUUGUCGGUCAGGGAGGGCCAAUGAAGCUUAUGAGUUAUUUAAGGAGAUGAAGCAUCGCGGCUUCCAGCCUGAUGCUGCGAGCUAUUCAGUGUUUAUUCGUUCCGCUUGUGAUUCCAAUGACAUUCAUUCAGCUUUUAAAGUCCUGGAGAGGAUGAGAAGGUAUGAUUUGCUGCCAAAUGUUUUCACUUACAACUGCAUUCUUAAGUUGCUGUGUAAAAGUGAUAAAGCAGCAGAGGCUUACCACCUUUUGGAUGAGAUGAUGGAGAGGGGGAGUAGACCCGAUGUCUGGAGCUACAACACGAUUCUAGCUGUUCAUUGCAGGCUCCACGAGGUCAAUAGGGCCCUUGGGCUCCUCUCUAGGAUGGAUAAGGACUCAUGCCUUCCGGAUAAGCAUACAUACAAUAUGUUGCUGAAGAUGCUGAUUCAUGUGGGAAGGAUCGACCGAGCGAUGGAAGUUUGGGAUGGAAUGGAAGGCCGGGGGUUUUACCCAUCUGUUGCAACGUAUGCAGUCAUGAUUCAUGGGCUCUGCAGAAAGAGGGACGGUAUUGAAGACGCCUGUAGGUACUUUGAGAUGAUGGUUGAUGAAGGGCUUCCACCCUAUCUCAGCACGUGUGAACUUUUAAGGAACUCUCUCCUUUACUUAGGUUUGCGAGACAGAGUCCAUAUACUGGCAACUAAGAUGAGACAAAGCACAUCAUGUGCUAUUCAAGAUCUCUCGGAUGUCAUCACAAACAAGAAGAGUAUACAUUUGGACAAGAAGAAUGAUCUCUCCGGAGAAGUUGGGCUGCCUUUUCGAGCGAGUGAUUAG